UUACAAUUUUAAAAAAGCAAUGUAAUGAAUGCAGGGCGAUAAGACAUUUUCUUAAAGUGUAAAACUAGACUUUGUGGUUCCUUGUAAGAUUUGAUCAGUAAAACACAGGCUCAAAAUGUCUCCUUCUACUGCUAAAGGUGGUAGACCUCUGCACUAGAACAAACCUGAACAAGGUUCUGAUCCAAACCCAGAACUUUGGCUCCACCCUCACCUGUUUUUUGACGUGCCAGCUCACCACUUCAGUUUGGAGUAAAUUUAUUUUAGUUUUAAAUGUCUAAUUAAAAAAAGACAAAAUAAGAAAAGACAAAGAACAGACCAGUUUCCCCCCCUGUUCAUCUUCCUCUUUCAUGUUUGGAUGUUUGUAUCUUCAGAUGUAAAGAUCUUCUCUCAUAAACUGGUGGUUGUGUAGAGAAGGAGAGCGGCCGUGUGUGUUUAAGGAGAUGUGGGUCAGCUGACUGCAGCAGGAUGGAUGGAUGGAUGGACAGAUGGAUGCAGGUCUGUCUGUUAAUCAUUAAUAAAGUGGAUUAGCCGGUCUUCUGUAAAUAUGAAGAAUGCACACAGAGCUUCAUUAGCUCUGCCCUCUCCCAGCACGCCGUUAAGAGGCAGCCAGUCUCCUCCUUCCCAGCAGCUUCUGCUGCUCCUCCUGACAUGCUGCUGGUCCUCCUCGCCUCCUCCUGGACCGCUCACAUGGAUUCAUAGACCACCUCUGAGGAUCUGUUUGAGCUGAAUCUCAUCCGUGAACUGUGUUUAAGUUGGAGCCUGUGGCUUUGCCUCAGCGUCAUGCCGAUGAAGCGCAGCAGCAGCUCCGCCUCAGAAAACCUGUUUCUGCUUCACCCAUUCAGCAGAAGUUUGAGCAGCUCUCCAGAGGAAGCGUCCAUGGAUGUUAGCGGCCGGACGCCGUUUCACCGGGAGAACGAUUCUGGGAUCAAAUCAGAAGACAGCAAUGACACGCCGUCAUCCGAGGAGGAGCCGGACCUGACCUCCGACCUACGGCAGAACUUCAGCUCCGGCAGGAGGAGCGUCAGCCAGCUCAUCAAGAACAAGAAGAAGCAGAUGCAGCUCACUCUGCAGUGGCUGGAGGAGAACUACAUCGUGUGCGAGGGGGUGUGUCUUCCUCGGUGCAUCCUCUACGCCCACUACCUGGACUUCUGCCGGAAGGAGAAGCUGGAGCCAGCCUGUGCUGCCACCUUUGGAAAGACCAUCCGGCAGAAGUUCCCUCUCUUGACCACCAGGAGGCUGGGCACCAGAGGACACUCCAAGUACCACUACUACGGGAUUGGGAUUAAAGAGAGCAGCGCCUACUACCACUCGGUGUACUCUGGGAAAGGCCUGACCAGAUUUUCUGGUAGCAAACUGAAGAACGAGGGGGGGUUCACCAGGAAGUACUCCCUGAGCUCCAAAACGGGGACGCUGCUCCCGGACUUCCCCAGCGCCCAACACCUGGUUCUGCACGGCGGCGUCUCCAGAGAGAAGGUGGACACUCUGAUCAUGAUGUACAAAACGCACUGCCAGUGCAUCCUGGACAACGCCAUCAACGUCAACUUCGAGGAGAUCCAGAACUUCCUGCUGCACUUCUGGCAGGGAAUGCCCAACCACCUCCUGCCGCUGCUGCAGACGCCCGUCAUCGUCAACGUCUUCUGCGUCUGCGACUCCAUCCUCUACAAGGUUUUAAUGGACGUACUGAUUCCCGCCACCAUGCAGGAGAUGCCUGAGAGUCUUCUAGCAGACAUCCGGAGCUUUGCCAAACACUGGGAACACUGGCUAGCCUCGUCCCUGGAGAACCUCCCAGAAUGCCUUGCAGCGAAGAAGCUCCCCAUCGCACGCCGCUUUGUUUCUUCUUUGAAGAGGCAGACUUCCUUCCUCCAUCUCGCGCAGAUCGCCCGUCCGGCGCUCUUCGACCAGGCCGUGGUCACCAGCAUGGUGCAGGACAUCGACCAGGUGGACCUCAGCAGCAUCAGCUCGCAGCCGGUGCUCAGCAUGACGGCGCCCAGGAGCCUGGACUCAGACCUCUACUCUGAGUACGAUUCCAUCAGCAUCUUCCAGGAGCUGAAGGAGCUGCUGAGAAAAAACGCCACCGUGGAGUCGUUCAUCGAGUGGCUGGACUCUGUGGUGGAGCAGAAGGUCAUUAAGCCCGGGAAGCAGAGCGGUCGCUCCGUCAGGAAGCGGGCGCAGGACUUCCUCCUCAGGUGGAGCUUCUUUGGUGCCAGAGUGAUGCACAACCUGACGCUCAACAACGCCUCCAGCUUCGGUUCUUUCCAUCUGAUCCGGAUGCUGCUGGAUGAGUACAUCCUGCUGGCUCUGGAGACACAGUUCAACAACGAGAAGGAGGACGACCUCCAGAACCUGCUGGACAAAUGCAUGAAGAAUCCAGGUGCGAGAAAAGCGACUUAUGCCGCUUCACCCAGUUCCUGCUUUCUGGCUAAUCGCAGCAAGGGCCCCCCAGCCCCCGACCAAUCAGUGAAGAACGAAUCUGUGGGAGAAGCAACCCUAGCGACAAAUCAGCAGCAGAGCCUGGAGGUCAGAGGCGGAGUCUACGAGGGGGAAGAAGGUUUCACAGCUUCAGCCGGUCGGGAGGACUUUGCUCAGGUUGCUGGCCCCCUCAUGACCCCGCCCAUCUCCCCAGCAGCACUAAUGCACAGAGACUCUGUCAUCAACCAGGGACCCAUGGUGGGGGGGCCCUCCCCCUCCCUCCCACCCUCGUCCUCCAGCCUCCCCCCUUCCAGUGUGAUGACCCAGCCCAGCUCCUCGUACCCGGACGGCCUGUACCCCUGCCUGUCCCUGACCAGCGCCGGCUUCUGCCCCGCAGGGGGCGGGUCCUCUGCUCCGAACUACCACGCUGGUCUCAGGUCUCAGACGGAGAGUCUGGCUCCGGUCCAGCCUCUGAACCUGCCUCGGUACCCCCCCAUCAGUGGCCCCCACAUGAGCAAAAACAUGUUCUAUGGUCAUCACGCUGCUUCGACCAAUCACUCGUUUAGUUCCGUGCCACGGCCCGUCUCCAACUACAUCCCCAGUUCUGACUCAGCCCAGCCCAAUCCGGGUCUGGACCCGCAGAUCCUGGAGCCGGUGGAAGGCUUUGGAUUUGCAGGAGGGGAACUGAACCUGGUGGGGGUUGGGUGUCAGGGACAGCUGUACCCGGGUCACAGUGGUUACUAUGGCGAUGGCGGGUACGUGGACGGCCAUCGCGUGGACCAGCACGUUUCCGUCAUCAGCAGUGUCAGCAGUCUGCGCUCCUACUCCUUCUCCGAGGUUCACGACCCGCUCAACAUCCUGGACGAACCCGGGAAGAAACUGACGGGGAGCUUUUUCAGCCAGGCUGACCCCCGGGCAGAACACUCCCUGCCCCCGUCAGGAUCGGCCUCCUGCAUGUUCGGACUUUCCUCGCCGUUCUCCCAGGAUACUCUGCUGCCUCAGCAGUGCGUGGCCCCGCCCCCAGAGGUGCAGGACCUGGUGUCUGCUCUGCCCCCCAUCAACACUGUGUUCAUGGGGGCUGGGGGGGUACAGAGGUGAAGCUCUGCUGAUGCUAAAUAGGGUUAAUGUCAGAGUUCAACAACAGGAGCUCGGGAGGCCGUCAUGGACCAGAGGCAUGCUGGGAACACGAGUAAAAACAGGCGUGAAUGAAAGUGUUUCUUCUGUUUGGACAGAGCUGCUGAGGUUUGCUGCUGCAUGUUUCAUAUCCUGUUUGUAAA
Messenger RNA from Oryzias melastigma (Indian medaka), 3686 nucleotides. RefSeq names its product regulatory factor X, 6 (gene rfx6). The transcript has 20 exons. The record is from RefSeq and is a predicted model, not a curated record. The coding region runs from base 781 to 3507 and encodes 908 amino acids. Lineage: Eukaryota; Metazoa; Chordata; Actinopteri; Beloniformes; Adrianichthyidae. Gene Ontology annotation, molecular function: DNA-binding transcription factor activity, RNA polymerase II-specific; RNA polymerase II cis-regulatory region sequence-specific DNA binding. Gene Ontology annotation, biological process: regulation of transcription by RNA polymerase II.